GGAGAACACCGGGAGUCUGAUUGGCUUUCUGCUCGUUGCUGGAGAGCCCCGAUGUCCCAGGUAGCUUGGUAUAGUGCCCUCGACAAUGAGGGGCAGGUUAUGGUGAAGCUCGACACGGAUGUCAGCCAACACAUCACGGUCGCACAGACAGCCUCACACACGAAAGAGGGAAAGAGAUCUACCUGGCCAACACACCACAUGCGUCCGUGUGCUGUGUUUUCAUCUGCACUCCAUCCAGAUGUGCCAGCGUGUGGGCAAGAAAUUUGACGACGAGUUCUUGCCUGCGGAGCAGUCCAUCGCCAAGCACAAAACGGGCGCAGCCAUCCCCUCAGCCAAAGAAUGGAGGCGAUUCUCAGAUAUGUUCUCAGGUCACACGGGGAAAGACCCCCCCCCCCCACACACACACACACACAGAGAGAGAGAGAGAGAGGGAGAGGGGGGGACCAAUGCUGCGUGUUGGGUCUGCCUGUGCACAGGUGCGAGUCUGUUCAGUCCAGCGAGCAAGACCGAGUACAGCCGGAUCUACCAGGGACACCUGGGGGACUUCUACUUCAUCGCAGCCCUCGAGACGGUGGCCCUGCGUGAGUCGCUCAUCCAGGCGCUGUUUGUGCGGCAUAGCGAGGAGCACGGCAUCUACGGCACGAGGUGGUACAAGAACGGCCAGUGGGUGCCCAUUAUUGUCGACGACUACGUGCCCGUCGGACUAGACGACAACCUGCUAUUCUGUCAGUGACAGAGAGGGGUGCGGGGAGAAUGGGGACGGAUGGGUGUGGAUGAUGUGUGUGGCUUGUCGUGCCUUUGUCUGCACUGCAGGCCGUGAUGGCAAUCCCAACGUCAUGUGGUGAGUGAGUGAGUGUGGGGGCAAUGGAUGGCCACGGCCAAGCGGGACUCCCACCAGUCAUGUUUGUUCCUUCCUGUGGUGUGUGUGUGUGGUAUGUGUGUGGCAGGCCGUCGUUGCUGGAGAAGGCGUAUGCGAAGCUGCACACGUCGUAUGAGGCCAUAGGGGACGGCGGCUCGAUAGAAGAGGCACUCAUGGACCUCACAGGUACACAUCCAUCCAUCCAUCCACAUGCUGACGUGUGAUGGGUGUGGUGUGUGCAGGUGGCGUGACGGGUAGGUUUGAGGUAGAGGGCGUUGCAGCUGACCGACUGUGGGUCUACAUAUUCGAAAGACAGGUGAGGUGCAUUGCAUACUCACGCCACACACAACCUCACACACACACAACCACGCCAAUGAGUGGCCUCCCUCCCCGCCUGUGGUGUGGUGUGUGUCAAUCAAUCAACAGGAGAGUUUCCUGUUCACGUGUCUGGUGGAUGCCCGCGAGGUGGCGCGGCGUGGGGUGUCGCUGGUGUGUUCGUGCUCAUACGCCAUCAACAGGGCGGUGCAGCACGAGGGCAUCUGCUACUACCAACUCAAGUGCAGCGGCAUCUACCACACUGGACCAUUCGACGUAGGAGAGAGAGAGAGAGGGAGAGAGGGGCCCACCGCGGAAAUGGAUGGAUGGGUGCUUUGGUGUGCAGGCGGUGGUUCCGUAUAGUUUGAUAACGUCUGUGGCUGAGAAUGCCGCUCGUGGCGGUUUCUUCUGGAUCACUAUGGAGGACUUCCACCUCUACUUCAAGACCAUAGUCGAGUGCAGACUCGUUACACAGCCUGGCAUCGGCACCGUACGCACACAAACACCACUGCGUUGCCUACAUACCCACACACACAGACAUUGCUAUGAUGUCUAUAUGUCCUGUGUGUCACCAGGUUCCGUCCAAGGCGAUUUACAGUUCGACGCUGAUGGCUUUCCAGGGAGAGGUGACGCAGGGCGCAUGCCCCGAAUUCAGAAUCAAUGUCGAGAAGUAAGCAAAGCUUUGGGCAGAGAGAUUUGUCGUGGCUGUGUGCCCGCUGCGCCCCAUUGUUGUGUGUGUAUGUGUGUGUGUGUGUGUGUGCAGGGUGCCGUGUCAGGUGGUGCUGGUGGUGUCGCAGGUGGACCAGCGCAUGGCAAACCACAAGAGAUCCAAGCAGGCAUCAAUGCUGGUCAGUGGACAGGCAGGGGAGAGAGGGACAGAGGGACAGAGGGAGUCAUCACACCAUCAGAAUCGCCACACAGUCACACACGCAUUCACGUACCUGUGCAUCCAUCAGCUGACUCUCUCGCGUGUGUUGUGUGUGUAUGUGUGUGUGUGUGUGUGUGUGUCAGGUUCGUUUGUACGAGCGUGUUGGCCCCGACACAUGGUCGCUGAUAUGCAAGUCCAACUGGAUGCCACUCCGGGACUCGGCAGUAGCAUUUGAGGCCGUAAGCAACCAACCAUCACACAUAACACAUACAUCCACAGCGGCUUGCCCUGUCGGUCUGUCUGUGUGUGUCGGUAUGGUUGGUGCAGAAGCGUGUGGGUGAGUAUAUGGCGUUGUGCACUCUGCCGGUGAACCGUUUCUACGGCGUCACGAGGGUCCACCGGCUGAUCCUGCGGGUCUACUCGACCGAGAAGAGCAUCAGCGUCAAGGCACUCACACUCACCGCCAAAACACACAAAUGGGUCGUGCCACAAGGUAGGUACCUAACCUGCCCCCCACACACACGCAUCCACAAUCACACGCCUUCGCCUGUUAUGCGUGUGUGUCGUGUGUGUCUGCAGGCGAGUUGGGAGCGGUGCCAGCGUCGUUUGUCGGCUACGGCGGAGGAGUUGGUAGGCGAUCCAAUACCCAAACAAACACAAGCACACAGACGCCACGCCCAUCGUGGCGUGCGUCUAUGUGUGGCUGUCUGUGUAUGUAUGUCUGGUCAGACAUGGAUAGCGGCGAGCCGGGUCCUUUGGAUGUGGACCCUGACGAGGGCGUGGGGGUGUACCACUCGCCGCCGGCCAAGGGGCCCCUGCUGAGGGCAGACAAGCGGGACUGGUGCAACCCUGGCAACUGCUGUGUACAGUGACUGACGGACGGACGGACGGAUUAUGACUGACAGAGGGGCACGGCACACAGACUGACCGAUAGAUGGAGGUGGGUGGGUGCGUAGGGUGGUUCCACCACCCACCACGGAGGCUGUGGGGGUGUGAAUAGAGGGAGGGCAGGGCAGGGGAGGGAAAGGGUGUUGCUCGACUCGCCACUUGACUGACAGGUGCAUACGUCCAUACAUACACACUGGAUGUACCUCUCUAACUAUCUGGCGUACUGAUGGGUGGGUGGCCUGGCUCUUGAGACGGAUGUCCACAGACGGCCGGCAUGCUGGACGGACAUGUGUGUGAGACUCCUUGUUCGUUCGCUGGCUGGGCUGCCUCAAACAUAAAUCCUUCC
Molecule: messenger RNA, 3276 nt
Organism: Vitrella brassicaformis
Lineage: Eukaryota; Vitrellaceae
Source: the annotation of a GenBank genome assembly